GGAAAGAAAGAAACCUCUCUCACGAUGCAACACCAGGCUUCGAUGCUACAUAUUUAACAGGCAGGUCACGAACGACGGAACGAAGAGGCAUCAACAACACGAAAUGAGACUGCCGGUUACAGCCAGAAAGCUGACGAUAGUUUGAUUACCACCCAUGCCAAUAUUGACUACAAUGACCCACGAAUACUAGCUGCCCACGCGAGCAGUUGUGGGAAGAAAACCUCUAAGCUAUUGAGAAGAUAGGGCCCCCGAACGGUGAAUCAAGCAUGUGCCUGACUCUUCACCCUGCGAGAACUCGAGAAGGGCCGGGAGGGCCAUGAGAAUCGGUGGAAAGAUUGGACAGAAUGGGACAAAAUGGAACAGGUUGCCGCGUGUCCCCCCGACGUCCCCCUUCGAAGCCUCAAGGGGCGGCUGGGGCCACGAGCUCGAGUCGAUGGAUGGCUCCGAAGGUGAGGGGGAAUGGGAAUAUACCUCAACGUCAACCUUCCGGAAAGGCCAACGCCUACAGGUAAACUCCAGUCUCCAUCUCGAGUUGCGGGGACCAAUCACGCGUUUAUUGGAACUUGGCGAGACGGUUGACAAUUCCAAGCACAACUCAUGUAAAGCUAAUAUAGGCAGGUAGUAUCGCCGGUAUUCUCAUCUAGGGGUUGUCCCUGGCACGAACGGUUGCUGGCAAGCAAGGAUGAGCCGUCGUCAUCCAUGAUCUCUCUGUCUUGGGGUUAGCAGCAAAGAAGCCGCACUAAACUGACUAACACACGCGCAGAUGUCUGGGGGACUCUGGGCAGGGGGGGAGUUUCCCCGUGGAAACGAACGACGCCCUGCAGUUCUGCACAGCAAACCGCAUUCAGCAGACUACAGACCACAGAGGUCGGCC
Colletotrichum phormii is the source of this 874-nucleotide messenger RNA. RefSeq lists its product as uncharacterized. Bases 317 to 622 code for a protein of 101 amino acids. Lineage: Eukaryota; Fungi; Ascomycota; Sordariomycetes; Glomerellales; Glomerellaceae. The record is from RefSeq and is a predicted model, not a curated record. The transcript has a single exon.